AUGACGCACGAGACGUGUAAAUUCUUCCUCGUCGGUGCCUGUCGCAACGGCGCGCGGUGUCGGUUCGCCCACGACGACGGAGGGUCGGACGUCGCGAGCGCGCGCGUGGACGGUGGGCAUUCUCGCGAGCGGUGUAAAUUCUUCGCGAGCGCGAACGGGUGCACGUUCGGUGAUCGGUGUCGAUACGCGCACGACGAUGGGCGUGGGAACGAUCGGGGGGGGGGGAUGCGAGCGAACGCGGCGGCGUACGCGCCGAUGGGGGGGAUCGGGACCGCGGGGGGGACGACGGGUUGGCGCGGCGGGCGCGGCGCGGGACGGGACGGGGCGAACGCGGGACCGAUGGACGACGGAGAGGAGGAGUGGGGGUACGUGGACGAACACGGGAACUGGGUGUCGUUUGAUGACGAAGGUGACGGGGCGCGGGAGUUUUUGGCGGCGCAGUUACCGGAUGAGGAUGAUCUCUUGGGACUCACGAGCGAGACGCCGGGGGAGCCGGAUGGGGGCGACGCGUGGGGGUUCUACGACGAAAAUGGACAGUUCGUCGAGCUCUCGGGCGAAGCGGGGGCGUAUCUGCAGACCCAGGAGCACUCGGGCACGAUGAACGAUGAUGAAGCGUUCGACAACAUCGAUGAUGUCGCUCUCGAGGAGCUCUCGAUCGGGGGAGACGAAGAGGAUGAGCGCGUCGCGGCGUCCGCCAAUCUGGAAUGCGCCGUGUGUUUAGAGGUGGUUGCCCAACGCCCUCGCUUGGCCGACCGACGAUUCGGUUUGCUCAACGCGUGCGAUCACAUAUUCUGCCUGGGAUGUAUUCGCGGAUGGCGACAGGGUGGCACGCAGCGCGGCUCCGAGGCGUCGGCGUCGUCGAAUGAACAGGCGCGUAUGUGUCCAAUCUGCCGCGUGACGUCCCAUUUCAUCACGCCCGCGACGACGUGGCCACGCAACGCGGAUGAGAAGAAGGAGAUGACGGAGGCGUAUCUCGCGCGCAUGAAGAAGAUUCCGUGCCGUUUCUUUGAUGGUGGCGACGGUACGUGCCCGUUCGGGACGUCGUGCUUUUACGAGCAUCGGUACAGGGCGACCGGGGAACUGGAGGAGAGCAACGUGAGAAAGAGCACCGCCGCGGAUGGUAGUCUGAACAUCAUCACCCCCGUUCGAUUGAGCGAUUUCCUUCAGACAUCGAGACGACUGCGAUGA
Messenger RNA from Ostreococcus tauri, 1188 nucleotides. RefSeq names its product Putative E3 ubiquitin-protein ligase,makorin-related. The record is from RefSeq and is a predicted model, not a curated record. Gene Ontology annotation, biological process: protein polyubiquitination. Gene Ontology annotation, molecular function: ubiquitin protein ligase activity; metal ion binding. Bases 1 to 1188 code for a protein of 395 amino acids. The transcript is spliced from 2 exons. Lineage: Eukaryota; Viridiplantae; Chlorophyta; Mamiellophyceae; Mamiellales; Bathycoccaceae.